This is a messenger RNA of Callorhinchus milii (elephant shark), 2385 nucleotides long. RefSeq names its product C2 domain-containing protein 2. The transcript has 14 exons. The record is from RefSeq and is a predicted model, not a curated record. The coding region runs from base 78 to 2180 and encodes 700 amino acids. Lineage: Eukaryota; Metazoa; Chordata; Chondrichthyes; Chimaeriformes; Callorhinchidae.
GGGAACUGCUGGAGUCCGCCCUCCCGGAGGGCGGGUGUUGGUACGGUCUCCUGCUCCUCUUCGUCGCCUCAGUCUUCAUGUUGGCCCAGUACAGUGCCCAGCGGGCGUUGGUGUCUCGUGGGCGCGGGGAUGGGGUGAAAGCCUCGCCGGCGAGCCAGUGCCCCCCGCUGUCCGCCGCCCUGUCCUGGUUGCUGUCCCUGAAGACCUGGAGCGGCGAGUGGCAGGGGGCGUGGGUCAGCGCCCUCAACGAGGCGGCCACGAAGAACGGGAGUUCAUUCCAACUAACCAUCGAUCGGGUGGGUCCACAUCCCUCUGCGCUCUCUCUCAGCCAGGUUAACAUCGCUGCCCAGUCAGAGCAGCACUUGGUUAUGGGAUGCUACGUGACCGGUGAGUGCGCUCAGUUUUCUAUCAGCGUGACUCAGGAAUCGCCUGCGGCCAUGGGAAUGGAGUCCUUCAAUGUCCAAGUGUCCCCACUUCACGCCCAGCUGGAAGUUCACAUUCGAGAGACUGAAGACAUGGUUCAGGUCACGUGGAACCUGGUGAACUGUCAAACCCUGGCUCUGAACAUCACACCCCGAGUCAGGAGAGAGGGGUCCGACGAAGAGGGAGCAGUGGACCUGGAGACCAUUCAUACUCUCCUGCAGGAUAUGCUGACCUCGGCACAGCCCGCGGUGAUCCUGAGUGUAAAGGCCGGACCCGCGAGAGGAAUCCAAGCCAGUAAUUUGCUGAUCUCGCAGGAUCUGCUAAACCCAGACGCCUCCCUGUUGGUCUCGUCCCCUCCGAAACCGCCCCGAGCUCACGAACGCAAACUACUUGUGAGCAUUAUUAAAGUGGAUGAUCUUCCAGUGUCUGACCCCGCAGGUGGGAUCCGUACGUACUGUGUUAUAGGACUGGACAGCCCCGUGCAAAAGGUCUCCAGCUCUGCCAUCAACACCCAUUCCAGCCCUUCACGGGACCAGCAGUUUGUCUUUGAGCUGAGCGGCAAAUCCAGGAAGCUUCGUUUGCAGCUCAUGGAGGAUUUAUCGCCCUGCGAGAGCGUUGUCUUGGGUGAGGUCAUGGUGCCAAUCGAUCUCUUCAAGAAACAGCCCAGCGGAAGGCAAAGCUUCCGACUGUCCAAUGUCCAAAGUGGGAACAGCUCCGGAUCCAUCACAGCUGAGUUCUCAUACAUGGAGCCCGGCGAGGUUAAACCGCGGCAAUUGCCCACGUUGCUUCCAGCGAGGAAAGUGGAGAAGGAUCGGACGGUCAUGCCCUGCGGCACCGUCAUCACCACCGUAACGGCCGUGAAGACCAAGCCUCGAGCAGACGGCAAGUUCAUCGCAACACCCACAGACUCUCCCACAAAGAGCCCUGCGGAUGGGAAGGAGGCAGAGCCGGAAAGCCUGGCUGUUGGAGAGUGUGCCCUGGAGGCAUCAGUCAGCAAAGCUUUGUCAUCGUCCGACACGGAGCUGAUGCUCCUGAACGGCGCUGACCCCGUGGCGGAAGCCGCAAUCCGCCAGCUGACGGAGUCGGCCAGGCACAAGCUGAAAUCGCCCGUCAGGAAAAGCACGAUCAUAAUCUCCGGCGUCUCCAAGGCCCCCUUACCCGCGGACAACGAAAUGACCCUGUGGUCCGAUUACGCGGCCACAAUGGAUGCGUCGUUGAGGCCGGACCCCCUGCCCGCUGCUGCGUUGGUGAGGGUGGUGGUGGGGGGGGCAGCAGAGCCCACCUGCCCCUCUGUCCCGGCCCGGGAACAAUCUCCCUCCUCGGCCGGGCCGCUGGCGGUCGCUGAGCCCGCGGGCGGCGACGACGGCGAGGCCCGUGCGACUCCUUGUGCGGGAGGGGAGGAGGCGGAGGAAGAGGAGGAGGAGGUGGUGGUGGACGGGCUGGCGUCCAAGUGCAGCAACGGCUCCCUGGAGGACGCGGGUUUGGAACGCAGGUCCAGCAUCUCCAUCGAUGGCUCCGUCGACGCGGGGACCGUGAAGAAGCCCAGAGGCGGCUUUAUGCGGAGCGGGCCCAAGUUCUUUUUCCGACGCCGACAUCACCAGAAGGAUCCCGGGAUGAGCCAGUCUCACAACGACCUGGUGUUUCUGGAUCAGCCGACUCCCCUGGAGAAGGAGCGGAAGUCAGAGCGGAAGCAAAGGAAAAAGCUCUUCCCAAAGUCUAAAAACAAGGCCGCUUUGAACGGCUCUGCCUUGGACUGAAAUCGCAACCCCAAAACACUUCCUUCCCCCUUCCACGCGCCCCCCUGUUGCACUGUGAGUGAUGUACGAGCGACCGACCGACCCUCCUGAUCGACCGGACGAAACUGAAGACAGUUACACACGGCAUUACAGUUGUUCUGAUCUUUAAGAUGAGCCCAAAUCCUGUUUUUAAAGCUUGUGUAUUAUUAUUAUUAUUAUUUUUUUU